Molecule: messenger RNA, 6771 nt
Organism: Funneliformis caledonium
Lineage: Eukaryota; Fungi; Glomeromycota; Glomeromycetes; Glomerales; Glomeraceae
Source: the annotation of a GenBank genome assembly
AUGGACGACAUAAUAAACCGACUCAAAAACAAAGACAAGGUUGUUCAGCAAAAGGCGGCCUUGGAACUUCGACUACUGGUCGAAGGACAACCUAAUUUAUUAAAUGAAGCUAAUAAACGAAUAUUUGAAAUGAUGCAAGGAGAUACACCUGACAAAAUUGGUGGUAUCAUUGCUAUCGAUUCGUUGAUUAAUAAUAAUAUUGAAACGACAACUCUUUCUCGUUUUACAAAUUACUUGAAAAUGGUUCUACCAAGUGGAGAUCAACAAAUAAUGAUUUUAGCAUCAAAGGCAUUAGGCAAGCUAGCUGCACCCAGUGGUGCCGUGACAGCUAUAUUUGUGGCGCGAGAAGUAAAUACAGCCUUAGAAUAUUUGUCGGGUGACCGACAUGAAUCGCGUCGUUAUGCUGCCGCGCUUGUGUUACGAGAAUUAGCGCAAAAUGCACCAACUUUAAUAUAUACUUAUGUAUCAGUAAUUUUGGAAAAUAUAUGGGUUGGAUUGCGGGACCAAAAACAAAUAAUCCGAGAUGCUUCUGCAGAGACUUUAAGUGCAUGUUUAAAAAUUGUUUAUGAACGCGAGAGUACAGCGAGAACUCAAUGGUAUACAAAAAUAUAUGAAGAAGCAUCAAAAAAUUUAAAGUCUAGUAAUGCUGAUCAAAUACACGGGGCAUUGUUAGCAUAUCGAGAGUUAUUACAUCAUGCAAAGAUGUUUAUGAGUGAAAGAUAUAAGAGUGUAUGCGAAACUGUGUUACGCUAUAAAGAUUACCGGGACAAUCUUAUUCGGAAAACUGUGAUUUCUUUAAUACCAGUUCUUGCAGAAUUUAACAGCGAAGAAUUUGUCAGUACAUGUGUUCAUAAAUGCAUGUUGCAUUUGUUAGGUCAACUUAAAAAGGACAGAGACAGAUCUAUAUCAUUUAUUGCUAUAGGACAAGUAGCCAUUGCUGUAGGUAGUAACAUGGGGCCUUAUUUGGAUUCUAUAUUAAGCAGUAUUAAGGAAGGUCUUACACCUAAAGCACGCAGCCGUGCCGGUAAUGAAGCUCCCUUGUUUCAAUGUAUUGGAAUGUUAGCACGUGCUGUUGGUCAAGCGCUUACCAAGCAUAUGCAUGAACUAAUGGAUUUGAUGUUUGCAUGCGGACUAAGUGAACCAUUACGACAAGCUUUAAUGGACUUGGCCAGAUUUAUUCCUCCCCUAUUACCGAAUAUUCAAGAACGUCUCUUGAAUAUGUUGUCUAUAACCCUUAGCGGACAGCAGUUUCGUGCCCCAGGAUCACCUGCGUCAGAGGGUCCGGACUUGAGACGUCAUCUUAAGACUGAUAUGUCAGAAAUGAAAGAUGUAGAGACAGUGACAUUGGCUCUUAAAACGCUUGGUAGCUUCAAUUUUGAAGGUCAUAUUUUAAAUGAGUUUGUAAGAGAUUGCGUAGUUCGGUAUCUUGAGCAAGAUAAUCCUGAAGUACGAGAAGCAGCUGCAUUAACUUGCUGCCAGUUGUUUGCCCGAGAUCCAAUACUGGAUCAAACUAGCAAUCACGCUAUUUUAGUAGUUAAUGAAGUCUUGGAAAAACUUUUAACAGUUGGAGUUGCGGAUCCCGAUCCGAAUAUUAGAGAAACCGUGUUGAAAAAUCUCACAGAAAGAUUUGAUAAACACUUGGCGCAAGCUGAAAAUAUUCGAUCAUUGUUCCUUGCCUUAAACGAUGAAGUCUUUACUAUUCGAGAAAUCACUAUUACAAUUAUAGGUCGUCUCGCUUCUCAUAAUCCGGCCUAUGUAAUGCCAUCAUUACGUAAAACGCUCAUCCAGCUACUUACGGAAUUGGAAUAUUCUAGCAUGAGUCGUAAUAAAGAAGAAAGUGCACGAUUAUUAAGUCUUUUAGUAUCAGCUUCACAAAAGUUAAUAAAACCUUAUGUAGAGUCGAUAUUAAAAGCUCUUUUGCCGAAAUCUCGUGAUCCAAGCCCUGCUGUAGCAUCGAGUGUAUUAGCUGCACUUGGUGAAUUAGCUCGUGUUGGUGGUGAAGAUCUUACACCAUACUUGGAUAGCUUGAUGCCUUUGAUCAUUGAUGCCCUUCAAGAUCAAAGUUCAACUGUAAAACGAGACGCUGCACUUAAAACCUUGGGACAACUUACAAGCAAUACCGGCUUUGUAAUUGAGCCAUAUCAGAAAUAUCCUCAAUUACUUUCUAUUAUGAUUAAUAUUUUAAAGACUGAGCAGUCAACUUCUAUUCGACGCGAAACUGUGAAAUUAAUAGGAAUUCUCGGUGCAUUAGAUCCUUAUCGUCAUAAGAUAACAAUUGGCUCAUCCGAAGAUUCUUUAUCUGAUCCUAAAGCUACAAAUACAGAUGUAUUUUUAAUGAUGGGUUUAGGACCUUCUUCAGAGGAUUAUUAUCCAACUGUCGUUAUUAAUGCGUUAAUGAAAAUCCUUCGAGAUGCUUCAUUGAAUGCGCAUCACACCGCUGUUAUCGAGGCUGUCAUGUAUAUUUUCAAGACGUUGAGCUUGAAAUGCGUUCCUUUCUUACCACAGAUUACUCCUGCAUUCUUAGGCGUAAUGCGUACAUGCCCUAGUGGUAUGCUUGAAUUUUAUUUCCAACAAUUGGGUAUCCUAGUUUCUAUUGUUAAACAGCACAUUAGGAAUUAUCUUUCUGAUAUUUUUGCCUUGGUUGAGAGUUUUUGGAAUCCAAGUUCUACAAUUCAGAUUACAAUUAUUGAUCUUGUCGAACAAAUCGCUAUAUCUCUUGAUGGUGAAUUUAAGAAUCAUUUGCCAGUAUUAUUGCCUAUUAUGUUACAGAUAUUUGAUCAGGACAGGAGUGAAAAACGUAACCCAACUCUUAAAGUGUUACAUGCUCUUGUAGUAUUUGGCACUAAUAUUGAGGAAUAUAUGCAUCUUGUUAUUCCUGUGGUUGUCAAGCUUUUUGAGAAAUCAGAUGUACCGCUUCAACUUCGCAAGUCAGCAGUUCAAACUAUCGGUCAAAUGUCUAAGAAAGUGAAUUUCUCGGAUCAUGCAUCUAGAAUAAUUCACCCAUUAGCACGUGUAUUGGCAAUGCCAUAUGCGGAUUUGAAGACUGCUGCCAUGGACACACUUUGUGCUCUUGUCGUUCAACUAGGGUCGGAUUAUGCUAUAUUCAUUCCAAUGAUAAAUAAAGUAAUUCAAAAACAACGUAUCCAGCACCCUGAUUAUGAGAUGCUCGUUUCGAAACUCCUUAAAGGAGAACCAUUGCCUGUAAGCGAAGAAAGGUCUAAUGAAACAAGAACUGAAGAAACGCCUGCCGCAGAGACAAACGCUAAAAAAUUACCAGUAAACCAACAGCAUUUGAAAAAUGCGUGGGAAUGUUCUCAAAGAUCCACGAAAGAUGAUUGGCAUGAAUGGAUACGCAGGUUAAGUGUAGAAUUACUUAAAGAAUCCCCGUCACAUGCUCUUCGAGCAUGUGCUAGUUUGGCCGGUGUAUACCAUCAGCUCGCAAGGGAAUUAUUUAAUGCAGGAUUUAUAUCUUGUUGGUCUGAGUUAUAUUAUCAAUAUAAGGAUGAAUUAGUAAGUUCUUUAAUGUCUGCAUUGAGAGCACCAAAUAUCCCUGCGGAAAUUGUUUCGACCAUUUUAAAUUUGGCUGAAUUUAUGGAGCAUUAUGAUAAGCCACUCCCUAUUGAUAUAAGAACGCUUGGUAAUCACGCUGAAAAUUGUCAUGCGUAUGCUAAGGCCCUUCAUUACAAAGAAUUGGAAUUCAUCGGUGAAGCGUCCACAGAGACAAUUGAAAAGUUGAUUCAAAUUAACAAUCAGUUACAAUUACCAGAUGCCGCUAUCGGUAUACUUACACACGCACAACAGAAUCCAAAUUUGCAAGAUUUACAAUUAAAAGAAAAUUGGUAUGAAAAGCUGAAUCGUUGGGAAGAUGCGUUAACAGCAUAUGAAAAACGUCGAACAGAUGAUCCAAAUGAUAAUGAAGCGACUCUUGGCGUGAUGCGUUGUCUACAUUCAUUGGGUGAUAUGGAUGGGCUUUCUGAACUUGUUCAAGAAAAAUGGCCUGAAGCGGAAACUGAAAUGCGCAAGUCAAUUGCUACCUAUGCAGCUGCUGGCGCAUGGUCUUUAGGCCAGUGGGGUUUAAUGGAGGAUUACAUUAAAAAUAUUAAAUCUGAUAAUUAUUAUAGACCAUUCUAUCAAGCUAUUAUUGCUUUACACAAGAACCAAUAUUCAGAGGCUGUUCGUUAUAUCGAUAAAACUCGAGAUUUAUUAGAUACAGAAUUGACAGCUCUUGUUGGCGAGAGCUAUAAUAGAGCUUACAAUGUUGUUGUUCGUGUUCAAAUGUUGGCAGAAUUGGAAGAAAUCAUUACUUACAAACAAUAUGCCGACCAGCCUGAUCGUCAAGCAACUAUCCGAAAAACUUGGAUGAAGAGGCUCAAGGGGUGCCAACGAAACGUAGAUGUUUGGCAACAAAUUCUCAAAGUUCGAGCGUUGGUGAUUUCACCAAAAGAAAACAUGGAAAUGUGGAUUAAAUUUGCAAAUUUAUGUAGAAAGAGUGAUCGUCUUGAGUUUGCAGAAAAAACAUUAAAAUUACUUUUAGUUGGUGAUCAAAAGUUAGAAUUAAUUCAUCCAUCGAUUCUUGCAAGAGCCUCUCCGCAAGUUGUUUAUGCACAUUUGAAAUGGAUGUGGGCAAGUGGAGUUCGUGAAGAAGCAUUAGAAUUUUUACGUGAUUUCACCACAAGGAUGUCAAAUAAUGAUCGAGUUGGUAAUAAUGGGCUACUUGCACGCUGUUAUCUCAAGAAGGGAGAGUGGCAGAAAGUUUUACAGGAUGAUUGGGAUAGAGAAACCGUUCCCGAUAUUUUACAAUCUUAUUUGCUUGCAACGCAAUAUGAUAAAGAUUGGUAUAAAGCUUGGCAUGCAUGGGCUCUCGCAAACUUUGAGGUUAUUUCUUUUUAUGAGAAAUUAAAAUCUGCUGAAAAUAAUACAGCAGCCGACCAAACUAUUACUACUGUUACUGAAGAAAUUAGUGGAGACAUUCAACAAGAAGUAUUACGUUACGUAGUACCGUCCGUUCAAGGGUUCUUUAGGUCAAUCGCUCUUUCAAGGGGUAAUUGUCUACAAGAUACAUUGAGACUGCUAACUCUCUGGUUCAAAUAUGGUUAUCAAGAAGAAGUCUGUAGUGCUAUUAAAGAAGGAUUUGGCAGUGUCAAUAUUGAUACAUGGCUCGAAGUUAUUCCGCAGCUGAUUGCGCGAAUUCAUGCUCCAGAUCAAAAAGUGCGCCGCCUUAUUCACGAUUUAUUGGCCGAGGUUGGAAAAGAACAUCCUCAAGCUUUAAUUUAUCCUCUUACUGUUGCAUCUAAAUCUCAGAGUUUUAAUCGACAAACUGCUGCUUCAUCUGUCAUGGAUAAAUUACGGGCGCAUAGCGCUGUUCUUGUUGAACAGGCUUUGCUUGUAAGUCAAGAACUUAUCCGUGUUGCAAUAUUAUGGCACGAAAUAUGGAUGGAAAAUUUGGAAGAAGCAUCUCGUUUAUUCUUUAUUGAGCGUAACUUUGAAGCUAUGUUCAAUAUAUUGGAUGAAUUGCAGGAACGCCUUGAUCGUGGUCCCGAGACUUUGCGGGAAGUAGCAUUUGUACAAGCAUAUGGGAGAGAACUUCAGGAAGCUGGUGGAUGGUGUAAGAAAUAUAAACAAACAGGAGAUAUGACUUUCUUAUCUCAAGCUUGGCAAAUAUAUCACGAAAUGUUUAAAAAAAUAACUGCGCAAGUGGGAACCAUAACAACGCUGGAACUUCAAUACGUUUCGCCGAAAUUACUUGCAGCACGAGACUUGGAAUUGGCAGUUCCAGGCACAUAUAAAAGUGGGGAACCUGUUACCAAAAUAGCAAGUUUCAUCGCUACGGUCAAUAUUAUUUCUUCGAAACAACGCCCUAGAAAAUUGAAUUUGAUGGGUAGUGAUGGCAAGGAAUACCAAUUCUUACUAAAAGGUCACGAAGACUUACGGCAAGACGAACGUGUAAUGCAACUAUUCGGUUUGGUGAAUACUUUGCUCUCUAUAGACUCGGAAACGUUUAAGAGACAUUUACAUAUUCAAAGAUAUACUGUAACUCCUCUCACGCCGAAUAUCGGUCUUCUUGGAUGGAUGGCACCUGACUAUGACCAAUGUACCAUUAUUGAGAAAGUUGAAGUAUUCGAAUUUGCUCUGGCUAACACAACAGGCCAAGACCUUUACAAAGUCUUAUGGCUUAAGAGUAAAAACUCGGAGGCAUGGUUAGAAAGACGUACCAAUUAUACUCGGUCUUUAGCUCUAAUGUCAAUGGUUGGUUAUAUUCUUGGAUUAGGAGAUAGACAUCCAUCAAAUAUCAUGCUUGAUCGUUACACGGGAAAAAUCGUACAUAUAGAUUUUGGUGAUUGUUUUGAGGUUGCAAUGACUCGGGACAAAUAUCCAGAAAAAAUUCCAUUCCGUUUAACGCGUAUGUUGGUCAACGCAAUGGAAGUAAGCGGUAUAGAAGGAAAUUUCCGUACCACAUGUGAGGCUGUUAUGAGCGUUUUAAGAAAGAAUAAGGAAAGCUUGAUGGCUGUUCUAGAAGCUUUUGUACAUGAUCCUUUAAUAAAUUGGAGAAUUAUGGCUAAUCCAAGUCCAAGACAAGAUGGUGAGAACACGCAUGCGGUCGCAAGUACAAGCAAUCGUCGGGCUCGCGAUAUUAUUAAUCGUAUAUCAAAUAAGUUAACAGGCAAAGAUUUCAAACCGAAUCAAGUGUUGGAUGUACCGUCACAAGUCGACAAACUCAUUCAACAAGCAAUCUCAGUCGAGAAUCUGUGUCAAUGUUACAUCGGAUGGUAA